This is a messenger RNA of Chinchilla lanigera (long-tailed chinchilla), 1760 nucleotides long. RefSeq names its product nuclear receptor subfamily 1, group I, member 3 (gene Nr1i3). Gene Ontology annotation, biological process: positive regulation of transcription by RNA polymerase II; negative regulation of transcription by RNA polymerase II; cell differentiation. Gene Ontology annotation, molecular function: nuclear receptor activity; zinc ion binding; RNA polymerase II cis-regulatory region sequence-specific DNA binding. NCBI's taxonomy places the organism in Eukaryota, Metazoa, Chordata, Mammalia, Rodentia, Chinchillidae. The coding region runs from base 226 to 1437 and encodes 403 amino acids. The record is from RefSeq and is a predicted model, not a curated record. The transcript has 11 exons.
ACUUGCCAGGCAGGCGCUUAUGCCGCUGAGCUAUAUCCCCGGCUGACCCUAUCUUUCAUGGCCUUUUAUAACAGUCAUUAAUAGCUGAGUUUGCCUCCAGCAGCAACCACUGAUCGCAUCCCAACAACCAGAUUUAGAUAAAGAAAAAAAAAACUAGAAUUCUAAGAGAUUACCUCACCAUGCCACAACAAACAGGUGUUUUUCAGAGCCUGGCCUGGGCCAGGUAUGUUGGGAGAAGGGCACAGUCUCCAACUGCGCACUGCUCUGGAGACCGCGGAAAGCUGGGUCAGCGUGGGAGCUUGGGAAAGGCAUCCCACAGCAGAUUCUGUGGCCUGCGUGCUGUGCACUGAGGAACAGGGGUCUGUGAUGGCCACCCCAACGCCUGACUCUGUGUCCAGUGGAGAGGAUGAGCCCAGGAACUGUGUGGUGUGUGGGGACCGAGCCACAGGCUAUCAUUUCCAUGCCCUGACCUGUGAGGGCUGCAAGGGCUUCUUCAGACGAGCAGUCAGAAGAAGCAUGGGUCGCACCUGCCCCUUUGCUGGAAGCUGUGAAGUCAGCAAGGCCCAGAGGCGGCACUGCCCUGCCUGCAGGUUGCAGAAGUGUCUAGAUGCUGGCAUGAGGAAAGACAUGAUACUGUCAGAAGAAGCCCUGGCAUUGCGGCGAGCCAAGCAGGCCCAGCGGCGGGCCCAGCAAACAGCUCUGCAGCUGAGUAAGGAGCAGAAAGAGACGGUCCAGACCCUCCUGGAGGCCCACACUCGCCAUGUGGGGACCAUGUUUGACCAGUUUGUUCAGUUCAGGCCUCCAGCUCACCUGUUCAUCCAACACCAGCGCUCACUCGCCGUGACCCCUGUGCUGCCUAUGCUCACACACUUCGCAGAUGUCAAUACUUUCAUGAUGCAGCAAAUUAUUAAGUUCACCAAGGAACUGCCCCUCUUCCGGUCCCUGCCCAUGGAAGACCAAAUCUCCCUUCUCAAGGGAGCAGCGGUAGAAAUGGUUCAGAUUGCACUCAACACUACUUUCUGUCUCCAAACACAAAACUUCUUCUGUGGGCCUCUUUGCUACACUAUAGAAGACGGAGUUCAUGUGGGAUUCGAAAGAGACUAUUUGGAGUUCCUCUUUCACUUCCAUGGGACACUGAGACGACUAAAGCUCCAGGAGCCCGAGUACGUGCUCAUGGCUGCCAUGGCUCUCUUCUCUCCUGACCGGCCUGGAGUUACCCAGAGGGAAGAGAUUGAUCAGUUACAACAGUGGAUGGCACAGACUCUGGACAGCUAUAUCAAGGGCCAGCAGCAGAGGCCUCGAAAUCGGUUUCGGUAUGCAAAGCUGCUGGGUCUAUUGGCAGAGCUCCGGAGCGUUAACAGCAAAUUCUGGCACCAAAUCCAGCUCAUCCAGGGACUGCCCGCCAUGAUGCCCUUGAUCCAGGAGAUCUGCAGCUGAGGCUGGGUUCACCUCCUUCCCCAGCACUCCCAAGCUAUGCUGGACCAGAAAGGGGAAACUGUUGGGACAACAUGUUGGGACCAGGAGGAAGGGAGCUCAGUGAUUACAAGGAAAGACAAAGGCAGUGACUGCCUCUUCAUGCGGUUGUGGGGGUCACCAAGGGGACAAACUUGUUCUCUGGGAAGCACAGAAUAUGGAGAAGGAGGAACCCUCAGGGAAAAGAGGUUAAACUCCUUCCAGGAAUGGGGGACCCCCACUUUCUGAGGCCAAAGUUUAGCCUCUCAACCCCACUUUCUCAGCCUUGCAAGGUUGUGGGAUGGGAA